GUGUCAAUCAGUCACCUCUUUGCCAAAAAUGAUCAGAAUUUAUUUUUCAGAAAAAUCUUUUUCAAUGUACCAAACAUGCCCUUGGCUGUUCUUUUCACUAUAAGCCGCCUCUCCUUCUCAAUAUUGCCGGUUUGCCUUAUCCUAGCUCAAUUCGUUUUCCUUUCGUACCUCGAAUCCAUCGCCGUCAAAUCACAGCUUCUUCUUCGCCGGCGGCGGCUAUGGCGUGUGUGCCUAAUUCACCGAUGACUCUUCUCUUCGUCGAAAUGGGCGUCGGCUACGAUCAACACGGUCAAGACGUAACCUCAGCUGCUAUGCGAGCCUGUAAAAAUGCAAUUUCAUCCAAUUCAAUACCAGCGUUUAGAAGAGGAUCUAUACCUGGAGUUUCAUUCGAGCAGAUGAAAUUGCAAAUCAAAUUAGGUGUUCCUCGGCCUCUACAUCACACUCUAGAUCUGGAGAAAGUGAAAUCAGUGUUUCCUUAUGGAAGAAUCUCGAAUGUUGAGGUCGUUGAUGGCGGAUUGAUAUGCUCCAGCGGUGUUCAAGUUGAAGAAAUGGGAGAUAAAAAUGACGAUUGUUACAUUGUCAAUGCUGCUGUCUAUGUUGGUUACUGAUCCAUUUUCGAGAUUAUUCGAAUAGUUGAAUUGAUAAUUUUGUUCAAAAUCGAAUCGUAACGAUAGUUCAUAUUUUAUAGCAAUUUUAUUUGAUUAAUGUAUGUCUUUGAUUUUAGGUUAUGUUAAUUCGAGUUUGAGUUUGAAUUCGAA
Messenger RNA from Solanum pennellii, 758 nucleotides. RefSeq lists its product as uncharacterized. The record is from RefSeq and is a predicted model, not a curated record. Bases 219 to 608 code for a protein of 129 amino acids. Lineage: Eukaryota; Viridiplantae; Streptophyta; Magnoliopsida; Solanales; Solanaceae. The transcript has a single exon.